GUAUCUGCUGCAUUCCACGGCACCACAAAAACCAACGGAUGCACCAACCCGACGCCCCCGCGGUCACUGACUGGUGGGGCCAGACCACCAACUAAACUCUCUCUCCCUUUCCUCUCGAGCCCCCGAUUCGCCCGCAAGGUCGCCGUCUCCAUCUCGUCUCCCUCGCCGCCGCCUCGCCGUGGCUGCCCCUCCAUCCGUACGCCGGUUGAAUCGUCGGCUGGCUGCUUCGAUCUGGUUCCGGUUCCUGAUUGCUUGCUCCACCGAUUGACCGAUCGCGUUUUGAGGGUUGGGGGUUUGCUUUUUUUGGAUUCCGCUUGCGCGGUUGCAGGUGGUGCGUCGAUCUGCGUCCAUAUGGCGGCGACAGCUGCGGCGCUCGCGGUGACGGACGAGCUGGCGUUGCCGCUCCGCGCGGUGGGGGAUCUGGCGGCCGCCGCGGGGUUCUCGCGGGAGGAGGUGGUGGUCAUCACGCAGUGCGCCUCGCUUGGUGGGAAGUUACCUUUUGAUGAUGCAUCAGUUGGUUCUGUUCUUGCUGUCAUUAAGAAAGUGGAAAACUUGGGCGAUCUGUUCAUAACUGAAAUAAGCAGGGUUCUUAAAGCUGGAGGCAUGGUGCUUAUACAGAGUUCCCCCUCUGAUCAGGAUCCCAAUAACUCUAUUCAGCGCAAGCUACUGUUAGGAGGAUUUGUUGACGUGCAAGCUUCUGCUGCAAGUUCCCAGGAUAGCGAGCAUUCUGUUACUAUUAAGGCAAAGAAGGUCUCUUGGAGCAUGGGCUCUUCCUUCCCCCUCAAGAAAGCCACAAAGGGUCUUCCAAAGAUUCAGAUUGAUGAUGAUUCUGAACUGAUUGAUGAAGACAGCCUCUUGACUGAAGACGACUUGAAGAAACCAGAACUUCCAGUUGUUGGGGAUUGUGAGGUGGGAGCCACAAGGAAGGCAUGCAAGAACUGUACUUGUGGCCGGGCUGAGGCUGAGGAGAAGGUGGAGAAGCUAAAUCUCACAUCAGAACAGAUCAAUAACCCUCAGUCAGCUUGUGGCAAUUGUGGGUUGGGCGAUGCAUUUCGAUGUGGUACUUGCCCAUACAGAGGUCUACCAGCAUUCAAGCCGGGCGAGAAGAUUGCCCUGCCUGGCAACUUCCUUGCGGCUGACUUGUGAUGAUAGAAAGGAACAUCGGCGACAGCAGCAGAUAGGAAUUGGCUUCUUUAAUUCGUUCGUUUGUUAGGAUGUUAAGUUGCUGGUCAAGUAUGGGUGUGAGUAUGGAUAGAAGAGGACCAUUUGCUGUAGUCCCUGCUAGUUAUUACCACUUUCUGGUUCCCAGGUUUCAUGUGUGAGUGUGACUCGCCUAUAUGCGUCCUGUUUGAGGAUAUCUGUACUAAUAACUGAGAAAGUACCGCACUGUUGUUUCAUUGUGGAACUGUCAAAUCUCAAAUCGCACGUCGCUGCUCGCUGCUCUCUGUUGAUCUUGCGAAGUGAUUUUUAUUUUA
Oryza sativa Japonica Group (Japanese rice) is the source of this 1475-nucleotide messenger RNA. The record is from RefSeq and is a predicted model, not a curated record. NCBI's taxonomy places the organism in Eukaryota, Viridiplantae, Streptophyta, Magnoliopsida, Poales, Poaceae.